AAACAAUAUAUUGGUUUUACUUAAUGAUGUGACAAAUUUUUAAUUGACUUUUAGGAAAUCAAGAAUGGCGAUUAAAAAUGGCCAUUAGUAAACUUGAAGAGAAACUUCAAAAUAAACUUGAAAGCAGAAAAGUUGUUGGCAGGGUAAGUGAUGUUGUCCAUCAAACACCUCCACUACAUAUUAGUGCCAGAAGAGUAACUUUUCCAUGGCAGAGAGGCUUUAAAAUAGGUGAAGGACGAUUUGGAAAAGUAUAUACUGCUGUUAAUAAUCUCACUGGUGAAUUAAUUGCCAUGAAAGAGAUUCGUCUUCAACCAAAUGACCAUAGAGCCAUUAAAGAAGCUAUGGAUGAAAUCCGUACAUUUGAGGGUAUCAAGCACCCAAACAUUGUACGAUACUAUGGUGUGGAAAUACACAGGGAAGAAAUGUUAAUAUUUAUGGAAUACUGUAAUGAAGGAUCAUUGGAAAGUGCUUCACAACUUCAUUUGCCCGAAACUCUAGUUAGAAAGUAUACAAGAAAGUUAUUAGAAGCAGUGAAUGUUCUACAUGAACAUGGCAUAGUUCAUCGUGAUAUAAAAAGUGCAAAUGUUUUCUUAACUUCUGAUGGGAAUUUAAAACUUGGUGAUUUUGGAUGCUGUAUUAAAUUAAAAAAUCACACCACAAUGCCUGGAGAAUUAUGUAGUUUUGUAGGAACGCCAGCUUAUAUGGCUCCUGAAAUAUUUACAAAAAGCAUAACAGAAGGACAUGGUAGAGCAGCUGAUAUUUGGAGUGUAGGAUGUGUUGUUCUUGAAAUGGCAUCAGGAAGAAGACCCUGGCAUGAUUUAGAAAAUAGUUAUCAGAUAAUGUUUCGUGUCGGAAUGGGUGAAAUCCCAAAUAUUCCAGAAUCACUUAGUGAUGAAGGACGUGACUUCUUAAAUCAUUGUCUACAACAUGAUCCUCAUCAAAGAUGGACAGCUAGCAUGUUAUUAGAUCAUCCAUUCACAAAAGUAAUUGAAGAUGAUGACAUUAUAUGAAAUUCAUCAAUAUAGACUAAUGUAAAAAAGUUAUUUCAUAAAUCCAAAAAUGAAAUUAUUUAUGAGGAAAAAGGGCUGAAAAUCCAUUAAGUAUUUAUUCUUAUGCAAAUUCAAUCAAAUGAUAAAAAUUUUUAUAAAAAGAAGACUGUUAAAAGUUGUAAGAUAUAAAUAAAUUGUUGAAAUUAUAUUUAUUGUAUGUACUAUAUAUAUCGUUUCUAUUAAUGUUUGAGGAGAACUUUCAUUUGUAAAUACAAUAUUUUAGAAUAUCUGCAAAUAAUCUGGUCUUCCAUAAUUUAUUCUUAUGUAAAAAUAUUUAAUUAUAAGUUAUUAAAUGAAACAAGUAGUACAUUUA
Messenger RNA from Centruroides sculpturatus (bark scorpion), 1362 nucleotides. RefSeq names its product mitogen-activated protein kinase kinase kinase 4-like. The coding region runs from base 78 to 1010 and encodes 310 amino acids. The transcript has 8 exons. Gene Ontology annotation, molecular function: ATP binding; protein kinase activity. The record is from RefSeq and is a predicted model, not a curated record. Gene Ontology annotation, biological process: protein phosphorylation. NCBI's taxonomy places the organism in Eukaryota, Metazoa, Arthropoda, Arachnida, Scorpiones, Buthidae.